AUGACACGAAGUCUAUCAUCAUCAUCAGCAGCAGCAGCAUCAGCAUCAGCAUCAUCGUCCUCUAGUAUUCUCCUUUUGGUGUUGCUCGCAUUGCUCAGCAGCAUCUCAUGCGUCACUGCUGACUCCAACAAAAAGAAGGAAUGCAUCAAACUCUCGCGUGGCAAGGAACUCAAGGAACAACUGGCGUCGGGCAACAACGUCUUGCUAGUCCUUGGCAAUGACGAUGACGAAGCCACCUACAAGGAAUUGUGUUCCCGUCUCGAACAAACUCCGACCGAUCGUGUCAAGGAUUUUGACAUUGCCUUUGUCAAGGAUUCCAACAUGCGACGCAACGUCAUGGCCAAGGCGGAGCCCCCCAAGUUGAAUAUCUUGGCCAUGGUGGAAAAGAAGGUUGUGGAUUUGGUCACUGGGACACCACCACCCAACCUAGAAGUCAACUUUCCCGAAUACGUCCUGUAUACCAAGGACAAUGCCGAAACGGGCAUUCGAUUUUUAAAAGACAGUGUUGCCGCAGCUGGCGGUGGUGACAAUGACAAUGAUGAAAAAGAUGAUAACAGCAAGGCCAUGGCCGAUGCGGUUUCCGAUUUCAUUUCCACCCAGUUGCACACCAAAAAAAUUGGUUCCUUUGUCUACGCGUUGGGUUCCUAUGAUAUGGUGGCGGCCCAAAUCAUGAAGUACGAUACCGGUUCGUGGCAGCAACGAUUUUGGGCCGAGGGCGUCAGCAAGAUUUUGCAAACCAUGUUUCUCAAGUAUCCCAUUGCCAAAUGGACUGGCCAAACGACUCCCGUGAUGGAAUUUGAAAUGGAAUUGAUUAACAAUUACAUCAAAAUUGGCAACAAGGUAGUCCAAGAAGGAAAGUUGUAUCCCGAAAAUCAAGUCAAACGUUUGGAAGACAUGUUGGAAAAUGAUAAGAAUAGCAUUGGAGAAAUGAAAAAGGAAAGCAUGUCCCAACGUGUCUACACACUCAAACGAUUCUCCGAACCCGAAACCUUUGGCGACAAGGAAAUCAUGUCCUUUUUGGUCAAGAUUGGAAUGAAUCUAUUUACCUUGUUGCUCAUGCUAGUCAUGAUUCCAAUGAUGUUCUUGUCUAGUCCAGAGGAUGAGGACGAGGAAGGAGAAGGCAAAAGUGAUGACAAGGAGGAAAGUGAUGAAAAAGAAACAGCUGGAGCGGAAACGGAAGAAAAAAAGGAAAAGUAA
Molecule: messenger RNA, 1197 nt
Organism: Cylindrotheca closterium
Lineage: Eukaryota; Bacillariophyta; Bacillariophyceae; Bacillariales; Bacillariaceae
Source: the annotation of a GenBank genome assembly